Molecule: messenger RNA, 1874 nt
Organism: Chionomys nivalis (European snow vole)
Lineage: Eukaryota; Metazoa; Chordata; Mammalia; Rodentia; Cricetidae
Gene: Zbtb37
Product: zinc finger and BTB domain containing 37
Exons: 5
Coding region: 233-1747 (504 amino acids)
Biological process (GO): regulation of transcription by RNA polymerase II
Molecular function (GO): protein binding; RNA polymerase II cis-regulatory region sequence-specific DNA binding; DNA-binding transcription factor activity, RNA polymerase II-specific
Source: RefSeq, a predicted model, not a curated record
CACCCCCGGAGCUCUUGCCCCUCCAGGGCCGACGCUAGAGAAAGACUUUACUCCAGGGGCUUCUUCCUCACUGGGGAAUUGCUGGAAAGAGCAAACAAAAAGGCGCUGGUGUAGGCUCCAAAAUAAACAUCUGAAUUCGUGAUGGCAUCGACAGAGGCUGUUAAUGGAUUAAAAGUUUCAAAACAAAUAACGCUUUGGAAAAAGGGUUGAAUGUCUGCCUGUACUUCCAGGCAUGACCAUGGAGAAAAGUGGGAACAUACAAUUGGAGAUCCCUGACUUCAGCAACUCUGUUCUGAGCCAUCUCAACCAGCUGCGAAUGCAAGGCCGUCUCUGUGAUAUCGUGGUCAACGUGCAAGGACAAGCUUUUCGGGCUCACAAAGUAGUUCUGGCUGCCAGCUCUCCUUAUUUCCGGGAUCACAUGUCCUUGAAUGAAAUGAGUACUGUGUCCAUUUCUGUCAUCAAGAACCCUACUGUUUUUGAACAGCUCCUUUCUUUCUGUUACACAGGACGGAUAUGCCUGCAACUAGCAGAUAUUAUCAGCUACCUAACAGCUGCUAGUUUUCUGCAGAUGCAGCAUAUUAUAGACAAAUGUACCCAGAUCCUAGAGGGCAUUCAUUUCAAAAUUAAUGUGACUGAGGUUGAAGCAGAAUUAAGUCAAACAAGGACAAAGCACUCAGAGAGACCUCCAGAGUCUCACAGGGUUACACCACCUCUAAACCGCUCACUUAGCCCACGACAUAAUGCUACAAAGGGAAACUGGAGAGGACAGGUCAGUGCUGUGCUGGAUAUCAGAGAGCUCAGUCCCCCUGAAGAGUCCACCAGUCCUCAGAUAAUUGAGCAGAGUUCUGAUGUAGAGAGCCGGGAGCCCAUUCUUCGAAUCAACAGAGCAGGGCAGUGGUAUGUGGAAACAGGAAUAGCAGACCAAGGGGCGCGGAGCGGUGAUGAAGUUAGGGUUCUUGGAGCAGUGCACAUCAAAACUGAAAAUCUGGAAGAGUGGCUUGGGCCCGAGAAUCAGCCUUCUGGAGAAGAUGGAAGUAGUGCAGAAGAAGUCACGGCCAUGGUGAUUGACACCACCGGCCAUGGUUCCAUAGGACAGGAAAGUUACACUUUAGGGUCUUCAGGAACCAAGGUAGCUCGGCCAACCAGCAGUGAAGUUGACAGAUUUAGUCCCUCCGGCAGUGUUGUUUCCAUGACAGAAAGAUACAGAGCCAGAAGUGAGUCUCCUGGGAGAGUGGAUGAGCCUAAGCAACUUAGCUCCCAGGUAGAAGAGUCAGCAAUGAUGGGAGUUAGCGGCUAUGUGGAGUAUCUCCGAGAACAGGAGGUAUCUGAGAGGUGGUUCCGGUAUAAUCCCCGCCUCACCUGCAUCUACUGUGCCAAAUCUUUCAACCAAAAGGGAAGUCUGGACCGCCACAUGCGCCUGCAUAUGGGAAUAACACCCUUUGUCUGCCGCAUGUGUGGAAAAAAGUAUACCCGGAAAGAUCAGCUGGAAUAUCACAUCCGCAAGCACACAGGCAACAAGCCCUUUCACUGUCAUGUUUGUGGCAAAAGUUUCCCCUUCCAGGCCAUCUUGAAUCAACACUUUCGAAAAAACCACCCUGGCUGUAUACCCCUGGAAGGGCCUCAUAGCAUUUCUCCUGAAACGACUGUGACAUCCCGGCAAGCUGAGGAAGGGUCACCUUCUCAAGAAGAAAUGGUUGCUCCUGGGGAAUCUGCCCAGGGCUCAGUGUCUACUACUGGGCCAGAUUGAAACAUUGAGGGGGAAGGGGCAGACCCUCUUCCCCUCUGGGCGGUAAGCAGCCUAUAUCAAAAUCAUGGGCUGGUACUUAGAUUCACAAAAUGCCACAUCGCUUGACUAGAAGAUGUUCCCAUGGUGU